Nilaparvata lugens (brown planthopper) is the source of this 716-nucleotide messenger RNA. RefSeq lists its product as uncharacterized. The record is from RefSeq and is a predicted model, not a curated record. The transcript is spliced from 2 exons. Lineage: Eukaryota; Metazoa; Arthropoda; Insecta; Hemiptera; Delphacidae. Bases 26 to 376 code for a protein of 116 amino acids.
UUCUAUUGUCUGGCGAACUAUCUUCAUGAGUGCUGGGUUUAUCUGUUACAGGUGCUGUCCUCGGUGGCUCGGAGAUACGGGCGGUCGGCGGUCCGGGCUGCUCUUCUACUCGGCGGGCAACGUCCUUGGACUCCUGGUGGUCUGCGCGCGGUGGUACGGGCUGUCCCUCUACCUGAUGGAUGUCAUGCUCAGCUUGGCGGGUGAUGUCGUCCGGCUCGUCUUGGCAUUCUGCGGGUGGUGGUACGGGUUGUCCCUCCAUGCCAUUGAUGACGUCCUCGGCUUGGCUGGUGAUGUCGUCCGUUCCCUCCUGGCGUUCUGCGGGGUGCGGUGCGAUCUCAGUCCUAAUAUUCUCGGAUGGCGUUCCCAUCCAGCGUGAUAACGAGCGUAGGGUCUUCCUUUGAUCGUCUGCUUUCUUCAUAUGCAUCGUUGAAUGCUUUCAGUCUGAUGCUUACUUCUUGCAAGGAAAGGGUGGGUGUGCGGUCCUCAACUGGCGGCAAUGGUUCUGUGACGUUAGAUGUGGGCAUCUGAACCUCUGGAACGGUGGUACAUGGGCGUUUCUCCCGCGCGACAUCUUCCGUCUCUGAAAUCGCUGAUGUGGUCUCCAGGAUGCAGUGUGUUUCUUCCAUAAUUUAUUGGAUGAUACAAUGAUGCGAGUGCAGUGAAACGUCCGCGAAUAUGUGAGGUUAUGUGAAAGAUUACAAAUGAAUGAUGAUCAA